Messenger RNA from Cladophialophora psammophila CBS 110553, 819 nucleotides. RefSeq lists its product as uncharacterized. The transcript has a single exon. The coding region runs from base 1 to 819 and encodes 272 amino acids. NCBI's taxonomy places the organism in Eukaryota, Fungi, Ascomycota, Eurotiomycetes, Chaetothyriales, Herpotrichiellaceae. The record is from RefSeq and is a predicted model, not a curated record.
AUGUCUACUUCAACGUCGCCUCAAGCCUGCGUCCCCGUCGCCACGGACUCCCAAACCGACAUCGCCACCUUCAUCUCCAUCAUCACGGCGGCCUUUUCCAGCACAGCCCUCACAACGGCAUUCAUAGUGGAUAUCGACAAGACGCCGCCGCCCUAUCCAUCGCCGCUGGUUGACGCUGCUCGGCGAGAACGACAUUUCUCCCGCGGGAUACUCGAGAGCGCGGCCUCGGGCGCUGAACUGGUGCACGCGGGCGAUUGGUCUGCCAUAGCGUUGUGGGAGACUCCCACGUACCAGGGCAAGCCGUUCAUUGACUCAAAAGCUCAGCCCGGUCCGCUCCUGAGCGAAUGGCGAGACAGAGUCAAGGCCGCCAAGGCAAAGUAUCUCGCUGUGCCGGCCGUCUCAAACGCUACAUCUGCCAAUGCCAAUGCGGAGGAAUCAAACUCCAAUUCACCAGCAGCUUCAGUAUCUGAAUCCAGCUCCGACCACCACAGCCAGGACAACACCCAAGAACGCCAACUGCGACCGUUCUACCACCUCUCGUUCCUGGCCCGCAACCCCGCAAAACAACGCGUCCAAGGGAGCAUCAAGGCGGUGAUGACACCCUUUCUCGAGCGCGCCAAGGCAGAAGGGGUGCCCGCGUGGCUAGAAGCCACCACCCCGCAAGCAGUGCGGCUGUAUAUACAUUUCGGAUUCCGGGUCGUCGAGGAGAUUGUAGUGGGGAAGGGCUCGGUCGAUGCCCUGGGGUGGCCCGCCGCAGGAGACAGCGCCGAGGGUGUCAAGGCAUGGGCAAUGAUAUUCGAUGCGCAUUUGAGCGAUUGA